Molecule: messenger RNA, 2780 nt
Organism: Hermetia illucens (black soldier fly)
Lineage: Eukaryota; Metazoa; Arthropoda; Insecta; Diptera; Stratiomyidae
Gene: Ras85D
Product: ras-like protein 1
Exons: 4
Coding region: 1149-1721 (190 amino acids)
Biological process (GO): epidermal growth factor receptor signaling pathway; Ras protein signal transduction
Cellular component (GO): plasma membrane
Molecular function (GO): GDP binding; GTPase activity; GTP binding
Source: RefSeq, a predicted model, not a curated record
GGCCGAAAGAAGGCAUAGCCGACAAGAGGAAUAAAGAAGCCGAGUCAAGUCAAGGGGAGUGGAGGAAAAAUAAGUGUUUGCUGUCUGCCGAUUUUUCCACUUUAAGAAAAAAGCGCAAAGUGCAACCGUGAAAAGCAAGUGACGCGACCGGGCAGGUGCAUUGCGACGAAAGUGAAUCGUGAAUUGUGCAAUUGGGCGAGAUUUGUGUGCAUUUUCGUUGGAAAUCAAUCAACAAGUGCAUCGGUCGCGGCACCGCCACCCUCGUUUUCGUUCUUCUUCCGUGCGUUUUUCACGCACACAAUUCAGAGAAUCAAGUGUGAAUCGGCGGUCGCUGACUGCGACGAAAGUGAACGCUGAAAAGAAGACGACGCAGACAAAGCAGAAAGAAACGUCGGUACGUUGGUCGGACGGUCGGAAAAAGAAGUUGGAGGAAGUAGACUACGCGGCUGUCGGAGAGGAGGACGAGGUGUUCAGGUUUCGGGCGUGUGACGGGAGCCACGGCAUUUGCACUACGGCAGACAAUCGGCGAAAAAAGUGGUCCUCGGUGUCGGUGAAUUGUUGCGGGUCGCGUGAACAGUGCGGACCUUAGUGCGGGCAAUUCCUGACCCUUUUGCCGCGAUUGCAGUGGAAAGCAAGUGAAGGAAAUUGUUGAGGGUCCGGCAAGAGGAAAAUGGAUUCGGGCGUCAAGUGCCAUUGAGUGAGUCACUGCACGAACGGCGGAGCCGCGACGACGAGAGCUUAUUUUUACAGAUUUUCAUGUUUUGUUUUCGUUCUCCGUUUCGUUAGAGCUCACCCGGAUCUCGCGGCGGAAAACUGAAGAGACGACUCCUCUUCUGAAAUUCGGUGAACGAGCUCAACAGAGUGGACGAAGGGUGCAUUUGGUGGGCAGACGGUGUCAUUUUCCGGUGGCCCUCAAAACCGCUUAGGACUCCUCGCAACGUAUUGAGGACUUGACCCCGGAGUACGCGGCGAGCACUGUUAACUGGCACUCAAAAGGUUCACGUUCCGUGGUCUGUGCGCGGAAGGUGAAUAGCUGGCUGGAAUUGUCCCAGAGCUGCAUUCGGUUGUGGGUUCUGUUUGUUGUGUGCCGGGCGUAAUACAAAAUCAGCGCAAUUUGCGACCCAAGGAUAUUGAGGAGGCGCGACAAAAUGACUGAAUACAAAUUGGUUGUGGUCGGUGCUGGAGGUGUCGGAAAAUCCGCGCUUACAAUUCAAUUGAUUCAGAAUCAUUUUGUGGACGAAUAUGAUCCAACAAUUGAGGAUUCAUAUCGGAAACAAGUUGUGAUAGACGGUGAAACAUGUUUAUUGGAUAUAUUGGACACUGCCGGUCAAGAGGAGUAUUCAGCCAUGAGAGACCAGUAUAUGCGAACCGGUGAAGGGUUUUUAUUGGUAUUUGCUGUAAAUAGUGCCAAAAGCUUCGAAGAUAUAGGAACAUAUCGAGAACAGAUAAAACGCGUGAAAGAUGCAGAAGAAGUUCCAAUGGUACUUGUAGGAAAUAAAUGUGAUCUUCAAGCGUGGGCUGUGAAUAUGCAGCAAGCGAGAGAAAUUGCAAAACAGUACGGUAUUCCUUUUGUAGAGACAUCAGCUAAAACGCGAAUGGGUGUUGAUGAUGCCUUUUACACGCUUGUGCGCGAAAUUCGAAAGGACAAAGAGCAGCGAGGGAAAAAGAAUCGGAAACAUAAUAAACUUCCUCGUCGUAAAUUGCGAUGUCUGCUACUGUAAAUUAGUUCUAGGCAACGAAAGAUUAUUACAUACAAACGAUCGAACACGAGAGGGACAGUAGAGAAUAUUAUUAAAAUAUUAAUUAAUACAUAAUUAAAAGAAUUACAGCAACGCAAGAAGCACACAAAACCAAGCAAACAUUUUCAUUGAAUCCAAAUAAGGAGGAGAACUAAGUAACGUAAUAAAUUUCAAAAUAAAAUUCAAAAGAAGAUAAAAACAAAGUGAAAUUCAAUUGUUUAUUACGUUUCCAUUAUAAUUAUUAUAUAUUGCAUAAACUUAUUUAAGGCGAAACAAACAAUAAAAAUAUUCUCUUGAUAUUUAUUUCUGCCGAAAGUAAAGUAGAUAAAAAUUUAAAGGAUAACUACAAGAAAAGAAAACUAAAUAAAAAAUUUAGAAUUUUUGAUAAUAAUUGUAGCAAAGAGAAGAUAAAAGAAGAAAACUCACAAAACAAAUCUAAUUUAUUCCAGAAGUGUUUUUUCCGUUUUGUUACAUUCGAGUUCGUUGGACGCGAAUUCAACCUGCACAAUUUUAUUCGAUUUCUUUUAAAAAAUUCAAGACUAUGAGAAAUUCUCAAAAACAAAAUACAAAAUAAUAGAAAACAUUGUUAUCGAGUCAUCACCACUCAGCGAGGACAUGCCAGAUCAAUGGCUUCACAUGCCGAGCGUCCUGCAACCACAGGCACCAUCAUUCGAAUCGAUUUUGCUGUUUAGUUGUGUCUAGCGAUUCGAUUUGCACAGAAUCAUAGAAGUACAAUAUUAAUGACGUAUUAUUGAAUAAAUGACUGAAUAUAUUACGAUAAUAUUCGAAUAGGUCAAAUUUUUAUACAUGUGUAUUGGGUAUGCAAUAGCAUAUGGUCGUUGAUUUGAAUGAUGAUGCACACCAGUGGUCCUUCCUCAAUUGUACAUCCGCAAAGUUUACAUUGUCGGGCAUGUGAGCCGGUCUCAUCUGGAAUGAAUUGAUAAAUAUUUGUAAAGAAAGGAAAAAUCGAUUGUUUUCCGGAAUAUAAUUUAUAUUUGUCUUGUUUAUUUUUUUAAAUAUAUUUUUCUUUUAUGAUUUUUA